Molecule: messenger RNA, 1187 nt
Organism: Hemicordylus capensis (graceful crag lizard)
Lineage: Eukaryota; Metazoa; Chordata; Lepidosauria; Squamata; Cordylidae
Gene: CBX3
Product: chromobox 3
Exons: 6
Coding region: 166-720 (184 amino acids)
Biological process (GO): negative regulation of transcription by RNA polymerase II; chromatin organization
Cellular component (GO): nucleus; pericentric heterochromatin
Molecular function (GO): chromatin binding
Source: RefSeq, a predicted model, not a curated record
CCCCUCCCUCCUGCUCUCCCCGCCCCCUCAGAUGUCGCUAUCGUCCCCGUUCCUGCUUCAUUGCGCGCCGGGAGCCAGGAGACUGCGGGGGAGCGGAGCGCAGCAGCAGAGCAGAGCAGAGCGCCGGGCAGCAUCGAAUAAAAGCUCAGCAAGUCUGCAAUAAAAAUGGCCACCAAUAAAUCUACUUUGCACAAAAUGGGGAAAAAACAGAAUGGCAAAGGCAAAAAAGUUGAAGAAGCAGAACCUGAAGAAUAUGUUGUGGAAAAAGUCCUGGACAGGCGUGUAGUUAAUGGCAAGGUUGAGUUCUUCCUGAAAUGGAAAGGAUUUACCGAUGCUGAUAAUACGUGGGAGCCUGAAGAAAAUUUGGAUUGUCCAGAGUUAAUAGAAGCUUUUCUGAACUCUCAGAAAGCUGGUAAAGAAAAAACAGAUGGUACCAAAAGAAAAUCUCUUUCAGAUAGUGAAUCUGAUGACAGCAAGUCAAAGAAAAAGAGAGAUUCCGUAGAUAAGCCCAGAGGAUUUGCAAGAGGUCUUGAUCCUGAGCGAAUAAUUGGAGCCACGGACAGUAGUGGGGAACUUAUGUUUCUUAUGAAAUGGAAGGAUUCUGAUGAAGCAGACCUGGUGCUAGCCAAAGAAGCGAAUGUGAAAUGUCCUCAGAUUGUAAUUGCGUUUUAUGAAGAACGGCUAACUUGGCACUCAUGCCCAGAAGAUGAAGCACAAUAAUUAUUUGGCUUUCUUUUUUAUAAGUAUGAUUUUGGCUUAUCAGAAAUGUGGAAAACUACAUUCUAAGAUGUUUGAUUAUUUUUGAAGUAAUGUGUUUUUCAGAAACUGAAAAGAAAAAGAAGUUUGUCCUAUUUGCUUUGUUUAUUACAGGAGAGCAUUUGAUACUGCUUCCUGCAUAGUACAUAACAUGUUUUAUAAAACUUGAUAGUUAGUAGUGAAUCUUAAUGGCAGUUUGUUGAAACUCACAAGUGUUUUUGUAGCCUUCUAUACAUCUGAUAUGUGUGCAUGCAUCUUAUCCCCAACUUAGUCCUUUAAAUCUGCAAGCCUAUUCUUUCUAGUAUACGUGGCUACUUGGUCCAAAGGGACCAGAUGAAAAAUUUGUAGUAAGUUGAAGGUGCAGACUGUAUAUUGUUUACUUUAUUGUAAAUACUGGUGAACAGUUAUCAAUAAAAUAGUUUUAUAUUCUU